Messenger RNA from Lagenorhynchus albirostris (white-beaked dolphin), 3849 nucleotides. RefSeq names its product sorting nexin 25 (gene SNX25). Gene Ontology annotation, cellular component: early endosome membrane; intracellular membrane-bounded organelle. Gene Ontology annotation, molecular function: phosphatidylinositol binding. Lineage: Eukaryota; Metazoa; Chordata; Mammalia; Artiodactyla; Delphinidae. Bases 276 to 3344 code for a protein of 1022 amino acids. The transcript is spliced from 20 exons. The record is from RefSeq and is a predicted model, not a curated record.
AGCCGGGGCCGGCUACCUGGGCACGCCCGGCCGGGCAGCUGAGGGCCCGGCGCCGCCUGGCGGCGCUGAGGGGUCGCCGAGAGGAGCUCCGCGGCGUCUGUUGGAGCCGUUCCCUCGUUGGGCCGCCGGCGAGGGCAUGAGCGCGGACUCCCUCUGCCUCCAGAGCGGCGGGAGCGGCGAGGGGAGGAGGCGCCGCUUGGAGGCCACCGUCCAGGGCAGCGCCGGGGGAGAGCAGGGCGGGAGAUGUGCCUGUCCUUAGCGGCCCAGGAAGCAGCAUGCACCCCGAGGCCACCGACAGCAGCGGCGCCGGCCUCACGGAAGCCCCGGGCGAGCGGCGGCCGGAUUCCCGGGAGGACGCGGCAGCCCCCGGGGGCCCUGGCGGCGGGAGCUGGCGGGCGCCGGUGGCCGUGGCCGCCCUCGCCGCCGUGCCCCUCUGCUUCCUGGGGCCCGGCUGCUGGGAAGCGGGAAGCGCGGGGCCGGGCACUGUCCUGCUCAGGCUCAGCCUGUACCUGGGCUGCGCUGCGGCCGCCUUCCUGCUGGGGACCUUGUUCUCCCUGGUCUGCCGGAGCCCGCGAGCUCCGCCGCCCGACUUCGCCGCCGCCUGGAGACGGCUGGCCGCGGCCGCCCGCCGCCCGCCGGAGAGUCCUGUGUGUGGAAACUCACACGAGUCAGUUCAGUCUAGAAGGGUAGUCAUUUCUCAUAACAUGGACAAGGCUCUGAAAGAAGUUUUUGACUACAGUUACAGAGACUACAUCCUGUCCUGGUAUGGAAGCCUCAGCAGAGACGAGGGGCAGCUCUACCACCUGCUUUCUGAGGACUUCUGGGAAGUUGUCAGACGGCUGCGCCACAGGCUGAGCCGCGUGGACAUGGUCAGAGUUGUCUGCAGUGAUGUCGUGAGAGCUUUACUCGCUCACUUCUGUGACCUGAAGGCGGCAGACGCCAGACAUGAAGAACAGCCGAGGCCCUUUGUGUUGCAUGCAUUCUUGAGGAACUCAGAUGAUGAAGUAAGAUUUCUACAAACGUGUUCUCGGGUUCUGGUGUUUUGUCUCCUUCCCUCAAAGGAUGUCCAGUCUCUCAGCUUACGCAUAAUGCUUGCAGAAAUUCUCACAGCAAAAGUCUUAAAGCCAGUAGUGGAGUUACUUAGUAAUCCAGAUUACAUUAACCAGAUGUUGCUUGCCCAGUUGGAGCACAGAGAACAGGUGAAUGAACAUCACAAGAGAGCCUACACCUAUGCUCCCUCCUAUGAAGAGUUCAUCAAGCUUAUUAACAGCAACUCUGAUGUUGAGUUCUUGAAGCAACUAAGGUAUCAAAUUGUAGUGGAAAUAAUCCAAGCAACUACAAUUAGCAGCUUCCCCCAGCUGAAGAGGCACAAGGGUAAAGAGACUGCUGCCAUGAAGGCUGAUCUCCUGAGGGCCAGGAACAUGAAAAGGUACAUUAACCAACUGACUGUGGCAAAGAAGCAGUGUGAGAAGAGGAUCAGAAUCCUGGGAGGCCCUGCCUACGACCAGCAAGAGGAUGGGCCCUUGGAUGAGGGGGAAGGACCUCAAAGCCAGAAGAUUCUUCAGUUCGAAGAUAUCUUGGCCAAUGCUUCCUACCGAGAGCACUUUCGAACAUACAUGGAAAGGAUGGACAGGAGAGCUCUGAUUAGCUUUUGGGAGUCUGUGGAAUAUUUAAAGAAUGCUCACAAGAACGAAAUUCCACAAUUAGUUGGUGAAAUUUACCAGAAUUUCUUCGUGGAGAGCAAAGAAAUAUCUGUGGAAAAAUCACUUUACAAAGAAAUCCAGCAGUGUCUUGUAGGAAAUAAAGGAAUCGAAGUGUUCUGCAAAAUCCAGGGAGACGUUUAUGAGAUGCUGAAGGAUAGGUAUUACCCUUCGUUUAUUGUCAGUGAUCUGUAUGAGAAAUUGAUGAUAAAAGAGGAAGAAAAGCAUGUCUCCCAGUUGAUUUCCAACAAGGAUGAAAUGGACCCGGGAGGUGAGGCUGGUGAGGAAUCUGUGGAUGACGGCACCAGUCGGAUUAAUGAACAAACCAGUUUUGCUGUAAACAAACUACGAGAACUAAAUGAGAAACUUGACUAUAAGAGGCAAGCUCUAAAUUCUAUUCAAAAUGCACCAAAACCUGACAAGAAGAUUGUUUCUAAGUUGAAGGAGGAAAUAAUUCUAAUAGAGAAAGAACGCACAGAACUUCAGCUGCACAUGGCAAGAACAGAUUGGUGGUGUGAGAACCUCGGUAUGUGGAAAGCCUCCAUCACCAGUGGAGAGUUUAGGCAGCAACACCACGCAUGUUCUCCAGGAGCCAGCCUGACAGCACACGUGUUGCGUGAGAGCUUACCAAGUGCCCUUAGUGUGUCUUUGGUGCUUGUUGAGCCUCCCUUUCAGGUUACAGAAGAGAAUGGUGAACAAAUGCCCUGUUACUUUGUCAUGGUAAGCUUACAAGAAGUUGGAGGAGUUGAAACUAAGAACUGGACAGUCCCCAGAAGGCUCAGUGAGUUUCAGAAUUUACACCGGAAACUUAGUGAGUGUUUCCCUUCUUUAAAAAAAGUCCAGUUGCCUUCUCUUAGCAAGCUGCCUUUCAAAUCUGUAGAUCAAAAGUUUAUGGAAAAGUCAAAGAAUCAAUUAAAUAAGUUUUUACAGAAUCUGCUUUCAGAUGAAAGACUGUGUCAGAGUGAAGCACUUUAUGCCUUUUUGAGCCCUUCUCCUGACUACCUCAAGGUUAUUGACGUGCAGGGGAAAAAGUCCACAUUUUCAUUAUCCUCAUUUCUGGAAAGACUCCCUCGCGACUUCUUCUCCCAUCAGGAGGAGGAGGCAGAGGAGGACAGUGACCUGUCAGAUAGUGGUGAUGACGUGGAUGGAAGGAAAGACUCUUUGGCUGAACCAUGUUUCAUGCUGAUUGGGGAGAUUUUUGAACUUCGAGGAAUGUUUAAAUGGGUGAGAAGAACAUUAAUUGCUCUCGUUCAGGUCACUUUCGGAAGAACCAUCAACAAACAACUCCGGGACGCAGUGGACUGGGCUCUCAGCGAGCAAAUGGUGGUCUACUACAUCGGCGCUCUCCGGGAUGCUUUGUGGCCCGGUGGGAAUUUGGCACCUCCGAACACAAUCCCAAGUGAAGAGCAAAGCCAGGAAACAAAGCGGAGAGCACAGCAGAAGCUGCUUGAAAACAUUCCAGAUACGCUUCAGAGCCUUGUUGGACAGCAAAAUGCCCGUCAUGGUAUAAUAAAAAUAUUCAACGCACUGCAAGAAACGAGAGCCAAUAAGCAUCUGUUAUAUGUGCUGAUGGAACUGCUGCUAAUUGAAUUGUGUCCUGAGCUGAGAACUCAUUUAGAUGAACUUAAAGCUUGUCAGGUUUGAGACUCCCAAAUAAACCACCAGAGAAAUGUCUGUAAUAAUAGACAUGAAACAUUUUCCUCUUUUCCACAGAGGGCUUGACUGAGAACCAUACCGAUCUUUUAGUUACCUCCCUCUAGUUUUAUGUGAAUGAAGCAGAAUUGGGGGGAAAACUUGAUGCUGUAUAUUAGGCAACAGAAAAAACCACUUGUUAAUUAUUUUUAUUUUAAUAUAAAUCCUUUAAAGGUCAACAUACUGAUUGAAAUAUGUGUUAAUACGUGAUAAGAACCUAGGAAAUAUUUUAAAUAUUUAUUAAGUUUUGUUUUAAAAAAGUUUGUUUUAAAUGAAUUAUGAACGUUGUACAGUUAAUUUCCUCACUGAGGAUUCUGAACAUUCCUAUAUUCGUAUGUGUUGAAUAUUGUUGUGCAAUGCUUUGUGUGAAGUUGUUGUGAAAAUUUUAUUGUCUUUAUUUUUACCAAAGACUUCCCAUAGUUUGAAGCAUCUGAAGCAAUAAAAUAUAAAAAUGAAU